Papilio xuthus (Asian swallowtail) is the source of this 3069-nucleotide messenger RNA. Its product is annotated as transcription factor GATA-5. Gene Ontology annotation, molecular function: DNA-binding transcription factor activity, RNA polymerase II-specific; RNA polymerase II cis-regulatory region sequence-specific DNA binding; zinc ion binding. The coding region runs from base 698 to 1750 and encodes 350 amino acids. The transcript is spliced from 7 exons. Gene Ontology annotation, biological process: cell fate commitment; negative regulation of transcription by RNA polymerase II; positive regulation of transcription by RNA polymerase II. Lineage: Eukaryota; Metazoa; Arthropoda; Insecta; Lepidoptera; Papilionidae. Gene Ontology annotation, cellular component: nucleus. The record is from RefSeq and is a predicted model, not a curated record.
GGCCUCAUUAGUGAGUACAGUAGUGAGAUCCGCUGAGAGGCGGCGCGCUGGCCGCGUCUCCGCAAACCGCAAUGCAACAACAAGUGAUUCAAUAUCGCCUCCGAUGUGGUAUUCCCAGAAACAGAUAUGUUUCCCAACAGAAGGAUAAACGUAUUGUUUUUGUCCAUCUGAGGAUGGAUCAGCGGCCAAGGGGCGCGAAGGGGGCACGUAUCGGUCGCCGGAGUUUCUCGUUGACUAGAAAUCCUACAAAUACCUAAACCUGAUUAAAGUACAUCUUGUCACAAUUCUUUAGAUGUAGACAUUCAUUGUUUAGGAUGGGAGUGUAAGUCGUGAGUGUCAAGUGUUGCACUAAUUUGAUUCAUGCCUUUUUUGUAGAAGAAUAAACUACUAAGUUUAUCGCAUUAAAUCUUCAUUUCUAUUUUUGAGAAAAAAAAACCGGUGUUAAAAUUGUUGUAGGUUUUAAGUGAUUUUAAAAAACGUAGUCUUUUUCCUUCUCGUGGCCGCACACGAGAAGCGCACGAAUUGAACCAUAUCGCAACAAUAGCGGGCAGGUCUACUGAAUCAGAGGCGAUAAGAGGCGUCGCGCGCGCUCGCUGGCGCGGUCAGUGCGCGCCGCGACCUCUGACCGUGUGCUCCUGUGUGCGCCGCGACCUCUUGACACCUCCUGCUUCUGUCUCUGCGUCCCGAGUCGACCGACAUGGACGCCUUGCAGCACUCGCCCUCAUGGCUACAGAACUUCGCACUCCUGGCAGGUAGUGGAAGUGUGGGCGGCGUGGGCGGCGUGGGCGCCGUUGGCGGAGUGGGUGGCGUGGGCGGCGCCCUCUACGGCCAGAACGUUGUGAUGGGCUCGUGGUGCGGGCCCUACGAUGCCCUGCAACGCCCUCCGGCGUACGAUGGCGUGCUGGAGGCGUACGAGGAGGGCCGCGAGUGUGUCAACUGUGGCGCCAACAACACACCACUGUGGCGCCGCGACGCUACCGGCCACUACCUCUGCAACGCGUGCGGCCUCUACCACAAGAUCAACGGAGUCAACCGGCCGCUCGUGAAGCCCAGCAAGCGGCUGUCUGCGGCGCGGCGACACGGCCAGUGCUGCACCAACUGUGGCUCUCGGAACACCACGCUGUGGCGGCGCAACAACGACGGCGAACCCGUAUGCAACGCGUGCGGCCUCUACUACAAGCUGCACGGCAUCAACAGACCUUUGGCAAUGAGGAAGGACGGCAUCCAGACGAGGAAGAGGAAACCGAAGAAGUCCGCGAGCGGCGCCAAGCCCCCUCAGGACAACGUAAAGAAGGACGAGCACAGCUCGCCGGGCAUUGACGAGAGCAAACCAAACGUGCCGGAGGCGCUCCCGCUGACCGCGGGCAGUGCGAGCGGCGCGGGGAGCGUGGGGCGGCCGCGCAGCGAGACCAGCAGCACGCCGGGCGCACACACCCACGUGCACGCGCACGCACACUCUCACGCGCACGCGCACGGGCACGCGCAGACGCACGCACACGGACAGCAGUACGGGCUGGGCGUGCCCGCCCCCGCCUUCCUCUCGAACCCUUCGCUGUUCAACAUCAAGAGCGAGCCGAGCGCGGCGGGCAGUUACGAGGGUUACGCGCACGCCGCCGCGCCGUACCACUCCCAGCAGCACUACCUGCACGCGCUACAGUACGGGCUCGGUAACGGCGAGGAGGAAGAGGGCAGCGGUUUCCUGCACCAGCGCAACGUCACCGCGCACGCCAAGCUCAUGGCUUCCACGUAGCGACCCUCCGCACCCCGCACCCUGUUCAAUGCAGGACGGAGUGACCGCACGCAGGGAAACGACUCAACUUUCCUAGUGUAAAAAGAACUGAUGGAUGUAGAAGCUGAUUUCGUCUCGUGAACACACUUCACUCUUCCUGUACUAUGUUCAGAAGAUAAUCUACUAUCGCCGACGGAAUCAGAAUGACAAAAGACAAGUGACGUCACCACAGUGAUGUGACUACAAGUAAGAUGUACAGUGGCUGGUGUUGCUGACUCCCAGUUCGAGCCUCUGUGUGUAGUCGCCUUUGUUAACUCGAAUCUCAAAAAGGCAACAAUCAUCGAAAGCUUUAUAAUGACUCGAAGUUACAAAUGUAGUUAAUUGAUGUAGUUAAUCAGAUGUAAUUUAAUAAAAUAAUGUUAAGAUAAAAUUAGUAAUAACUUGUAAAUAUGUAGUGUAUUAUUUGACUGAAUAGCUUGUCAUCUCUGUAUCUGUAUAUUAUAGGCAAUGACUAGUUUGUGUACAAGGAGUUAUGUGGUAUAGUUAGGCCGCCACAUGGCAAGUAUCAAUCCAAGGUAAUGCCAAGUUCCUGACUCUUGCACUAGUCCAAUUAUGAAUGGCCAAUGUGCUUAUACAAUCAUCACUAGCCCACUAAACCUCCACUGAGGGGUUUGGAGCCUACCCUAAGUCUGCGGUGACAAGGCCAUAGUCAACAAUGGCCUCAUCACCCCUUAAAGUGAGUAUUAAAAAAAUGAGGUAAUAAAGAAUAUUGAAGCUUCAUCUUCUGAAGUAAGUGACAUUGGUGUAUGCAUUUUAACAUUGUUAUAAUAAUAAGUAGACAUCAGAACUAUUAGAUAAUAAGUAUGAACAGUAUUCAGUUGUAAUUGUUGGUUAAUUUUGUUCAAUAACUAGUUUAAGUUGUACAAGACAUAUGUAUGGGCAAUGUGACCAAUGUGGAAUCUUUGCCCGUAUCAAGCAUUUAUUAUUACGUCUGUAUAUAAUAGUAGUAAAUAAAAUUAUAACAUUUAUAACAAAAAAUUUAUUAAGAAAAUAUAUGCACAGAUUUAUCACAGAAUUGUAACUAACAUAUGUACUGCCUUACGAUUUGAUAAAACUAUAAAAUAAUGAAUUUUAUAUAUUUUCUAUGUAAUUUAAAUAUAUUUUAUAUUUGGCUUUAUAAGCUUUGUGUAUAUUAUUUCAAUAUGUAAGUAUGUUCACAAACCGUAAACAAUUUUAGGAAAGUUAAUUGUAUGUUGAAUCUUUGUUGUCUCUCUCAUUAUGUCAUAGGAAUGUGUACAAAGUUAUGUAGUAAUAUGAAAUACAUAUCUAAGCACUGUGAA